GUGCACCUUUGUCCUUUCGACCUUCAUAUACACUUUCCACUAAUACACUGGCCUGACUUUUCGCGAGGCAAAAAACUACAAAUACGCCCACUAUUACUAUGGAAAACAUGGAACGCGUCGAGGAGCACAAGAACCAUGACCAAGGGCAGUGCACAGGUGUACCUUCCGAGCUUGACACACCGGUGAGCACCAGCGAUGACACCGCCCCCUCGACUGUUUCCGUAUCAGGAUCAGAAGCAGACGAUGUAUCUGCGGCGCCCAAGCACAAUGAGGACCACCUAUCGAGUACAGGACUCAAUAUCGAAGCAGCAACACCGACUGAAGCAUUACCAACGACUUUCGGAGCAGGUUCAGAAGCACAGCUCGUGAGCGUGGUCGGCGACAAGUCGGUGCGGUCGGAUAUUCCACUCAGGAUCCUUCAGCAGCUCUACCUGCCCAACCAGUCCAAUUCGUAUAGGACAAUCAACCUCAAGGACAAUACCUUGUCGUUUCCACACUCGCCUUCGUUCCCAGGUGUCAAGGCACUGCCGGACCAUGAGCGGAAACGAAUCUUGGUCACUGGAGGAGCAGGCUUUGUGGGUUCACAUCUCGUCGAUCGACUGAUGCUCAUGGGCCACGAGGUCAUUGUGCUCGACAACUUUUUUACGGGAAACAAGCGCAAUGUCCAGCACUGGAUGGGUCACCCUCACUUUGAACUCAUUCGACACGACGUGGUCGAUCCGUUCAUGAUCGAGGUCGAUCAGAUCUACCACCUAGCCUGCCCUGCCUCUCCACCUCACUAUCAGUACAACCCCAUCAAAACCGUCAAGACCUCUGUCAUGGGUACGAUCAACAUGCUGGGACUUGCCAAGCGAACGAAGGCCCGCUUCCUCUUGACCUCAACAUCCGAGGUCUACGGAGAUCCUGAAGAGCAUCCUCAAAAAGAGACAUAUUGGGGCCAUGUCAAUCCCAUUGGGCCUCGCGCCUGCUAUGACGAGGGAAAACGCGUGGCGGAAACCUUGACGUAUUCAUAUAUGCAUCAAGAUGAGGUCGACGUUCGGGUGGCUCGAAUUUUCAACACAUUCGGCCCAAGGAUGAACGAAAACGACGGCCGCGUGGUCAGUAACUUUAUCAUGCAGGCGCUCAGGGGGGAUGAACUCACCAUCUAUGGGGAUGGACAGCAAACACGGUCGUUCCAAUAUAUCCACGAUCUGGUCGACGGACUGAUCCUGCUCAUGAACAGGAACUACACAGAGCCCGUCAACCUCGGCAACCCGGAGGAGUACACGAUCCGGGAGUUUGCAGAGAUGAUCCGGAAUGAAAUCAAUGCCGAUGUCGAGAUCAUGAGUCUGCCGCCGACGGAGGACGAUCCGCAGAGGCGGCGGCCGGACAUUGGAAGGGCACAGCGGCACCUGAACUGGGCACCCAAGUUUUCGGUCUAUCAGGGCAUCCGCGAGACCGUCCAGUAUUUCAAGAACAACAAGAUGGAGCAAACGCGGUACUCUUCUAGCUAAAUCGCGUGGAAAUAAACACACACACACACACACGUACAUCAACAAACUACACCAUCCCUUGGAGUAUGCCGUGUAUAGAAGAAACUGAACAAAAGGGGGGUGCGGAGCAAAUUAGUUUAGCCUGAAUCACAGCGUUUAUAACCAACCGUGUGCGAGAUGUUGCAGACCAUCCGUGGUAUGUACGAACCUUGUACUUGGUGUAUUCAGAAAACGCGCGCGCCGCGCGGUCGUAACAAUCAUUGCCUCAUAGCCCUCAUGG
Gamsiella multidivaricata is the source of this 1752-nucleotide messenger RNA. RefSeq lists its product as uncharacterized. NCBI's taxonomy places the organism in Eukaryota, Fungi, Mortierellomycota, Mortierellomycetes, Mortierellales, Mortierellaceae. Gene Ontology annotation, biological process: D-xylose metabolic process. The record is from RefSeq and is a predicted model, not a curated record. Bases 99 to 1493 code for a protein of 464 amino acids. Gene Ontology annotation, molecular function: NAD+ binding; UDP-glucuronate decarboxylase activity. The transcript is spliced from 2 exons. Gene Ontology annotation, cellular component: cytoplasm.